Messenger RNA from Rhipicephalus microplus (southern cattle tick), 495 nucleotides. RefSeq names its product neo-calmodulin-like. Lineage: Eukaryota; Metazoa; Arthropoda; Arachnida; Ixodida; Ixodidae. Gene Ontology annotation, cellular component: myosin II complex. The record is from RefSeq and is a predicted model, not a curated record. Gene Ontology annotation, molecular function: calcium ion binding.
AUGUCAUCUAAAAGUCUGUCCGAGGAUGCCGUCGCGGAGCUGCGCGAGGCGUUCGCGCUCUUCGACAAGGACGGCGACGGCGCCAUCAGCACCAAAGAUCUGGGCACCGUGAUGCGCUCGCUCGGUCAGAGCCCGACCGAGGCUGAGCUGAAAGACAUCAUCUCGGAGCUGGACGUGGACGGAAACGGCACCGUCGAUUUCCCGGAGUUCCUGGCUCUGAUGUCCAAGAAGGCGCGCACUACGGACACGGAGCAAGAGAUCCGGGAGGCCUUCAAGGUCUUCGACAGAGACGGGAAAGGCUUCAUCCCCGCAGCAGAGCUCCGUCACGUCAUGACGACUCUCGGAGAAAAGCUUACGAACGAAGAAGUUGACGCGAUGAUACGGGAAGCUGAUGUGGAUGGAGAUGGCCACAUUAACUACGAAGAUUUCGUAUCGCUCAUCACGUCAGGCUAAACAUCAAAAUCGCUUUUUUGCUUCACCCAUUGCUUUGACGUC